AUGGCAGAGAUGCGCAGCAUACGGGGCAGUCUGCAGGCGCUCCAGGAGAGGGUAGGCUCGUACUUCGACGGCGCGGACAACGCCCAGGAUGAGAACGGGGACCCACUCCUCGACGUGGUGCAGCGGUACCCGGAGGAGGCGGCCUGGUUCAUCAAGGUCGUGAUGUUCUUCGGGAGCGUCUCUGGCGUCCUCAUCUCGGUCCCCUGCUGCGUUUUCCUCUUCGUGUACUGGACGCCCUGCGAGCAGUGCAACCGGCCGCUGCGGAUAUGGGUCCUCGUCCACUGCGUGCUGCAGCUUCUGCAGGCCCCCGUGCGGUUGGUGUUCUUCGUGCGCCUGCGCCAGACCCAGCAGCGCAAUGGGGACGUCCAAGGAUGCGUCCAGCAGCUCACGCAGUCUUCGGCCUGGAGGACUCGGGAUGAGCAAGGCGGUUUCCAUCGUCACUUACGGAUGGUUCGUUCUGGGAGUGGUAUGGCUGCUGAACUCUACGACGUGCAGGCCAUGUCCGGGUCUCUACAGGCUGACCUUAGCGGUGAUAUCAACCGCGGUUGCCAGGCUGGCCAUGACGCUGAUCAUCUUCUACCACUCGUUCCCGGACCAGCAAGGCGACAGGCCCUUCCCGAAACCACGAGGAGCCACACAGGAUAUCAUCGACACCAUGCCGCUGGUGAAGUUCUGCCCCCACAGCCACGGGUGUCAGGAGACGAGCUGUGCUGUGUGCUUGGGCGAUUUCGAGGUGAAUUCCGAAAUGCGCCAGCUACCCUGCAACCACCACUUCCACAAGCCGUGCAUCGACAAGUGGCUGAAACGAAAUAA
Molecule: messenger RNA, 813 nt
Organism: Prorocentrum cordatum
Lineage: Eukaryota; Dinophyceae; Prorocentrales; Prorocentraceae
Source: the annotation of a GenBank genome assembly